GGCAGUGAGAGAUUUUACUUUCUUGGGCUCCAUGAUCACUGCAGAUGGUGACAGCAGUCACGAAAUUAAAAGACGCCUGCUUCUUGGGAGAAAAGCAAUGACAAACCUAGACAGCCUCUUAAAAAGCAGAGACAUCGCCUUGCUGACAAAGGUCCGUAUAGUUAAAGCUAUGGUUUUCCCAGUAGUGAUGUAUGGAAGUGAGAGCUGGACCAUGAAGAAGGCUAAUUGCCGAAGAAUUGAUGCUUUUGAAUUAUGGUGCUGGAGGAGACUCUUGAGAGUCCCGUGGACUGCAAGAAGAUCAAACCUAUCCAUUCUGAAGGAAAUCAGCCCUGAGUGCUCACAGGAAGGACAGAUCCUGAAGCUGAGGCUCCAGUACUUUGGCUACCUCAUGAGAAGACUCCCUGGAAAAGACCCUGAUGUUGGGAAAGAUUGAGGGCACAAGGAGAAGGGGACGACAGAGGACGAGAUGGUUGGACAGUGUUCUCAAAGCCACCAACAUGAGUUUGACCAAGCUGCGGGAGGCAGUGGAAGACAGGAGUGCCUGGCGUGCUCUGGUCCAUGGGGUCAUGAAGAGUUGGACACGACUAAACGACUAAACAACAACAACAGUGCCAUCCAGUGAAACUGAUUUUUUUUCAGAUUCAGACAGACAAAAGAAAAUACUGUACUUUUUUACAUGGUGCAGAGUUAAACUCUGGAAUUUGCUACCAGAAGAUGUAGUGAUAGCCAGGGGAAAUAGAGAAAUUCAUGGAGGUUAAGGCUACUAGUUAUGAUAGCUAUAUACUACUUCAAGGACUGGAGGUCUCUGAAUAUCUAAUGCAGGGGGGAAACAGCGUUUUGUCCUUGUGUUCAGCUUCCCAGGAGCAUCUGGCUUGCUACUGUGGGGAACAAGAUGUUCGGCUAGAUCUUUCACUAUUGAGGUUCAUCAAUGCAGAGCUUACAAGGGGUUACUUCCUGGAACAUAAUGAAGCGAAGUACACAGAAAGGAGAGAGCGAGUGUACACGUGCAUGCGAAUACCAAGAGAGUUGGAAAAGUUGAUGAUUUUUGGGAUUUUUUUGUGCCUGGAUGCUUUUCUCUAUGUGUUCACACUCCUCCCAUUGAGAGUUUUUCUGGCAAUGUUCAGGUUCAUCACAUUACCUUGUUAUGGCUUGCGCUCUCACCGAGGCCUAAGGAUGAGUGAUAGACGCUUGCUCCAGCCCGCUCAGGUGUGUGAUGUUUUCAAAGGAGUUAUAUUGCUAAUCUGCUACUUCAUGAUGCACUAUGUUGACUAUUCCAUGAUGUACCACCUGAUCAGAGGACAGUCUGUCAUUAAACUCUACAUCAUCUAUAAUAUGCUUGAGGUAGCUGACCGUUUGUUUUCAUCUUUUGGUCAAGAUAUUUUGGAUGCUCUUUAUUGGACAGCUACAGAACCAAAGGAGAGAAAAAGGGCACACAUAGGUGUGAUUCCCCAUUUUUUCAUGGCGGUGCUGUAUGUCUUCUUGCAUGCUAUCCUGAUAAUGGUCCAAGCAACGACACUCAAUGUAGCCUUCAACUCGCAUAACAAGUCACUUCUUACUAUCAUGAUGUCUAACAAUUUUGUUGAAAUUAAAGGAAGCGUUUUCAAGAAGUUUGAAAAGAAUAAUCUGUUUCAGAUGUCAAACAGUGAUAUAAAGGAGAGAUUCACCAACUAUGUGCUGUUACUGAUUGUUUGUCUAAGAAACAUGGAACAGUUUUCAUGGAAUCCAGAUCAUCUUUGGGUGUUGUUUCCAGAUGUUUGUAUGGUGAUUGCAUCAGAAAUUGCAGUAGAUAUUGUAAAACAUGCUUUUAUAACAAAAUUCAAUGACAUCACAGCUGAUGUCUACAGUGAAUACAGAGCCAGUCUUGCAUUUGACCUUGUUAGCAGUCGACAGAAAAAUGCAUACACAGAUUACAGCGACUCUGUUUCCAGAAGAAUGGGCUUUAUUCCCCUCCCAUUGGCUGUUCUACUCAUCAGAGUUGUUACAAGUUCAGUAAAAGUUCAAGGAGUCUUGGCUUAUGCUUGUGUUGUUCUCUUCUACUGUGGGUUGAUAUCACUCAAAGUACUUAAUAGCAUUGUGCUCUUGGGAAAGUCAUGCCAGUAUGUCAAAGAAGCCAACAUGGAAGAGAAGUUGUUCAACCCACCUCCUGCCAGCACCCCAGGCAAACCACUAGGCAAAUCACAAAGCAAGUACAAGCCCACUCAAGAUGAAAACCUGUCUGCUUCCGUGACCAGUCAGCCUGUACACCAGAAGGAAAAUGCAGCGCCGCAACUUGUGACGAGCAACUCGGAUCAGUUCCUGACAACUCCUGAUGGAGAUGAGAAAGAUAUAGGCCAGGACAAUUCCGAGUCAAAACACAGAUCUGCAAAGAAAGAUUUGUUGGAGAUAGACAGGUUUACAAUUUGUGGAAACAGAAUUGACUAAACUUUUGUAAAUAAAAUGUGCUUAGUAUACUGAGCUGUUGGGACAGCAGGCGCUGCCACGAUGGAUGGGUGCCAAACAGGCACUUAAAAAUAUUUAUUUAAAAACUUAAAUUAUUAAUGGCAGACCUAUUACAGUGAAUAACUUGGCUUGAUAACCAAUCAAGCUUCACAUCAUUAACUUGGUUGUUUUGGGAAAUGUGAGUUUUGAGAGAGCUUCCGCUUGGCAGAGCUACGGCAUCGCUUUCCUGAAAAAUAACGUGUGAAAUACAUUUAAAUCCAUUUUUACGAAACAGUGCUUCCAGAAUGCAUCACUAUUCAUAAAGCCCCUUAAUUAGAAGGAUAACAUUGGAAACGUGUUUGCGUCUUUUAACAACAAGCAUCCCUUUCUGCUUUUUUUCAUAAGCCGCUACAAAACAUUUCAAAAUUCUUCAGCUGCCAAAAGACUUUUUCAAACUUUUAGUAGAAUACAUAAUCAAGAUAUUCCUGCUAUGAGAGGAUUGUUCAAAAUGUAUUUCAUCACCCUUAAAGGAUAUAUUUACUGCAUCAUAUUUUUGUCUAAAUGUUAAGCCAGUAGCCAGAAAUUGACCAACAACAUGGAAUAGUGGAAUGUGUGAUAACUGGGCAAGAACAGCCUUUUCUUCCUUUCUGUUUAAUUUGCACUGUUUUAAACAUGAAAAGCUUGAGUUUGUAAAUGUUAAAAGUGUACAAGCUUGAGAGAGGAAGGGUGAAAUCAACAUGUGGGUUUGCACUUGGCACUUAAAGAUGUUUCACUUGCAACUGUGAGCCCUUGCGUUGAAAUAGACAAGAUAAGUUACUUGCACAUGGUAAUGUGUCAAUCAGCUAAGACCCAUUUCUUUGACUUUGCUGGAAAAGCUGCACAUGGCCAAAAAUGGAGACAGCCCCAAAUAGGUGGUUUUAGUUUUAGACUUUAAGUAGAAUGAAUGUUGCUUUAGAAGUACUUGGGCUUUGAAGUAUUAAGCUGUUUUACUUGGGGUGCAUAGGGCUUGGGAAACAGGCAAAGAGGAACUCCAGAAGGGUUGAAUCUGGAAUAACAGACAUUUCAGCUCAGCAUAGUGAGAAAGCCUGUUGCACUCAAGGUGCUUUCUUGCUACCUGAUCAGCAAAUGUCUAAGAAACACAAUGCAAUAUUUAAAACUUUUUAAAUAUGAGAAUUUUUUGUGCUGAUUAGAUCUUUGUUGGUUCAUUUAUUAGCUAUUACAAAGUGGCCCGGGAAAAAAUGAUAAGUUACACUAAAUUUUAAAAUUCAAAAUACACAUUUAUUCCUCCAAAGCUACAGAUGCUGUUGCUAAAAUAAAAUCAGUGUACAGAAAUUAAAUCCAGAUUAAAGAGGCUUCAGUGAAUGCUACAAAGGUGGAAAUAUAUAGGCUGUUCUGAAGGAGCCAUUUCCCAGCCCACACCCCUUUUGUCAAGCCUAUUUUCUCACUUCUGCUUGAAGUGGCCAAAGUUAAGAAUACUGUGGGAAUAGGAAUUUUAAAACUAAGCUAGAAAUAUACAGAAAUGAUUGUUUCAGAUGUGUUCAUUUUGACAAAUUUUGAUUCAUUAACAUUUAAUUCAGAAUAUUUGUGAAUUUGUUGUAAUUUAAUUUUUAUUUAAUU
This is a messenger RNA of Zootoca vivipara (common lizard), 4035 nucleotides long. NCBI's taxonomy places the organism in Eukaryota, Metazoa, Chordata, Lepidosauria, Squamata, Lacertidae. The record is from RefSeq and is a predicted model, not a curated record.